Molecule: messenger RNA, 702 nt
Organism: Phragmites australis (common reed)
Lineage: Eukaryota; Viridiplantae; Streptophyta; Magnoliopsida; Poales; Poaceae
Exons: 2
Coding region: 1-702 (233 amino acids)
Cellular component (GO): plasma membrane
Source: RefSeq, a predicted model, not a curated record
AUGGCCUCCUCCUCCCACGGCAAUGACAAUGGCCUCCCCACCCACACCGCCGGCUGGCCAUCCACCUCCAAGCCCCCACUAACGCACAACCCCCGCCACCGCUACUUCUGCGUGUGCCUCCUCGUCACCCUGGCAGUCCUGCUCGCCCUCUCCAUCACCCUGCUUGCCCUCUUCCUCACCAUCCUCUACGUGCGCAACCCCACCAUGCUCAUCGUCUCCACCUGCCUCGCCGGCGUCGCCCUGCGCCUCACCUUCCUCGUCAUCUCCCUCCAGCUCAACGUCACCUUGCUCCUCACCGUCGCCAUGCACAACCCCAACCUGGCCUCCUUCUCCUACCCCUCCAGGGUAUACACCGACCUCACGUACCGGGGCAUCAAUGUGGGGGAGGCAGAGGUCAACCCGGGCCGCAUCCCAAGCAAGGGCGACGGGGAGGUGCGACUAGUGCUGACGAUGCAGGAGCAUCGGCUGGCGGCCAACGUGGUGCAACUGGUGGCGGACUUGGUGAGCGGGUCCAUACCCAUGGAGGCCAACACCAGGAUCCCCAGGAGGGUCACCAUCUUUGGGCUGUUCAAGCGCCUCACUGUGGCCUACUCCAUCUGCAACUUCAUGUUUGGUGUCGCAAAGAUGAGGGUGCGCAGCCAGGAGCUAGGACCGCACCAAGCUCUGAUCGAGGGCGUCGUUGAUUGCCUUGCCUCUCUAUGA